Molecule: messenger RNA, 2394 nt
Organism: Gloeophyllum trabeum ATCC 11539
Lineage: Eukaryota; Fungi; Basidiomycota; Agaricomycetes; Gloeophyllales; Gloeophyllaceae
Exons: 14
Coding region: 565-2394 (609 amino acids)
Source: RefSeq, a predicted model, not a curated record
GCUCAAACUUCGUCUCGGCUUUCUCUGGAACUGUAUGUAUAUUCCACGUCGGGGAUGUCGUGGAGCGUCGCUGGAUGCCCGUCGACGGCGCCAUCCGAGCCUGCAGAGGGCGGCAGUGCAUCAGGAGUCUGAGGACGCUCGUACUCGGGGAAAGACGCCGGCAGAUCAUCUUCGAGCACGGGCCCUUCUUCGUGCAACGUGUCGCUUGAAGGCAGUGUGACAGGCAGGUUAGUUGCAGGUGUGCUGGGGCAUUGUGCACAGGAGACGGGUUUGUAUGAAAAAACAUGUUUUGCGACCGCGCGCCCGAUUCGGACUACGACCGCCCUUCACAGCCGAUGCGCUCCGAUGGCGGCCCCCUUCACGUGCCAAAGCAUCGAGAGAGUCAUACGCAAUGCAGACGCGUCGGUCAUAGUUUGGUAUAAAAGCGGAGACACCUUAUAUACACCCAGCCUCUUAUAAACCACGUCCCCCAUCUCCCAUCUCCCAACUUAGCCAGCCUCUUCAGCCUCGAAGACUCCACUGCCCGAGCCCGCCUUCCGUGACUUCGCGCUUGUCCUCACUAGUAUGACCGCCCAGAGAUCUACCGCUGCUUCUCGUCGACGGGGCACUUCUGUUCAGUCCACGACUCCUGCGCAGAUGAACGCGGCCAACCCGGCUCGUACCGAGGAGAUACCAGCGUCUGCCCCUGAUGAAGGUACGACGCGCAGUGGCCGGCGUGUCAUCCUCUCGCAACGCAGGGCUGAAGCAGAGCAAGACCGUCAAGUUAAAGAGGCCGCGACAGCCAAGAAGGCAAAGGAGUCCGCGUUGCGUGCCCGACAGGCCGAAGAGGAAGCUAAUGACUUCCGAGGCGAUAGUAUUGGGCCUGAAUCUGAGGAAGAGUAUGCUGACGAAACAGUAGCGAAGUUGGGCAGCACUAAACAGUUUACUGUCACGCACUCGACUGCGGACGAGCAUCCGGCUCGUCCGCGACUAAUUAGGCGUGCCAGACCGCGGGUCACGGAUGAGAACGACCCCGCGGAGCUACAGGAGACACUCGUGCCGGCUAAGCCGAAGAAACGUUCCAGCGAGCUUGUACGCCGUGCUGGUCAAAUCCCGCCACUGGUGGUGUCCGAGGAUAGCGACUGUCGACACGUUCAGACGCCGCCGCCAAAGAAAAAGUCAAUCGAGCUCACGCGCCGUGCUGGCCAUGUCCCGCCGGCCACCGCUGUGCUUCCUCCUCGGGUGCCGACUGACAGGCAGCUGACCGGCACUGCACCUAAGCAGACACCGUUGCGUGUCUCUAUCGUGCCGGCCCAUCAGCCCACCCCUCGCCUCUCUCACCAUCAGCUUGCCGAUCUGCAGCCGGCUUUCGGCCCUCUAGAUGAUAACUCGGGCACUGGGGACGAGCUCGAGCAUGUCUCUCAUUUCAGUGAUGAUGGUCAUAGUGACACCCCCGGCCAUUCUGCCUCUCCCGCACCGGCAUCAGCUAAGGCUCGCCCACGGCCGGCCUCUCUUUCCGUCGAGACGACGCAUAUCGUGAAGAAGCAGCGCAUCAUCCACGGCUCUGGAUCACGUGGACGACUGACUACAGGCGAUUUCGAGCCGUUUGAGGCUGGCCUGCUUGCUAUCUCCAAUCUCGUGUACCGCAGCUUGAUCUCAACUGACUGGCCAUUCCCUGACAACGAGGAAUCGACUACAUACUGCUCACUGGCUUGGGAUAAAGCUUGCAAGGUAAAGAAGGUGGAUGCCACCUUUGACGACAAUAUCAUUCAAAUGAUCACACCGCGUGCUUCACAGAUGCGCGGUGAAGUUAAAGCAAAGGCACGGUUGCUGGUGCCCGCACUUUAUGGUCUCCAGGGCAAAAGCAGCGAGGCGAUCCGUACUACCGUAGAAGGUCUGCUAUCCAGCGCAGCAUUCACGUUCAAGCAACCCGAUAUGCGUGGAGGUGCUUACAAGCACCCAAUCAUACAAGCAACCAUUAAUGAGACAUGGUUCGCAAACAAACGUGAUGAAGGGGUGGCCUUCCCCGAAUAUUUCGAGACGGACCUACAUAUGGGAAGCCGGUAUGUUGGCCGUGCGGGGCGUGGUAUACCUCUCGUAGCAAUAGCGCUUGUCUUGGCUGCGGUGGAGUGUUCCCUUGAGGAAUGGAGCACAGGCCAACGCUCAGACAUCAAGUUUACAGAGGAUGGCUAUCUGAAGGUCUUCGAGAAACACCUGAAAGAUAUCGAAAAAUUUGACAAGAACACUGCCGACAUGAAGAUCAUCCCGAGGAUCCAGGCGAAGCUACUCAAACGAGCUCGAGCAUUUGCGAAGGCCCCGGAUGAAGAUGAAGUUCAAGAGUCCAUGGGUCAGGAUGAUUAUGCCGCGGCUAGGAAGGAGUGGGAAGCAAACAGAUCAGGGGGCGAGAGUGACUAG